Molecule: messenger RNA, 344 nt
Organism: Diversispora eburnea
Lineage: Eukaryota; Fungi; Glomeromycota; Glomeromycetes; Diversisporales; Diversisporaceae
Source: the annotation of a GenBank genome assembly
UGCACAAAAAACAUACAGAAGUUCAACAAAUUAUUAAAUAUGGUCACUAUAUUAAUCAAUUACGAUUAGAUAAUAAUGAGUUUAAGGAAAAUUUUGCAAAUACAUCGACAUGGGCAACAUAUGAAUAUUCUGCACGAGAUAUGACUUUAACAAAGAUAAGUGCUUGUUUUCUAUUGCAGUUUUUUUCUAAUAUUUAUUCACGAAUAUUUCAUGAUAAUGUAUUCUUGGAAUUUCCAUUGCAGGAUAUAAGCUCAUCUUCAAAAAGAAAGGGCAAAGACGAAAUUAAUAAUAUUGUUUCAUUAGCUUCAAUGAAAAUGCCUGAGUCAUCUUCCUUUAGAUUUUAA